This is a messenger RNA of Aureobasidium namibiae CBS 147.97, 3258 nucleotides long. RefSeq lists its product as uncharacterized. Gene Ontology annotation, biological process: DNA-templated transcription; regulation of transcription by RNA polymerase II. The record is from RefSeq and is a predicted model, not a curated record. Bases 1 to 3258 code for a protein of 1085 amino acids. Lineage: Eukaryota; Fungi; Ascomycota; Dothideomycetes; Dothideales; Saccotheciaceae. Gene Ontology annotation, cellular component: chromatin. Gene Ontology annotation, molecular function: zinc ion binding; RNA polymerase II cis-regulatory region sequence-specific DNA binding; DNA-binding transcription factor activity, RNA polymerase II-specific. The transcript is spliced from 3 exons.
AUGGAGAACCAAUACCCCUCCACCACCUACAUGCCUCAGCCCACCAACUUUGCGCCCUUCUCGAGCUACUCGUCUCAUCACCAGCAGCAACAGCCUCAGCACCAACACCCGCAGCAUCCUCAGCACCAGCAGCAGGCCCAGCAACAACAAGUUCAGCAGCAACAAGUUCAGCAGCAACAGCACCAACAGCAGCAGGGCCCGCCGCAGCAAGAGUCAUCGCGCGACAAUCACAGCCACAACCAGACGCUGCCCCCUCUGCACACCCAAGCCGCCAACUUCGGUCAGCUGCCCUCGUUGUACAACGCCUCUGGUAGCCAUCCUCAGACCCCCACUUCGGUCCACACCCCCACCACUUCGUCCAUGGGCGCAAACAGCCUGCACGCCUUUUCGCAGCAGCAGCAGCAGCAGCAGCAGCAGCAGCAACACCAAUCGUCGCCGGCGACCACUGGUUCAAUGCUUCCUCCCUCGUCCACUUAUCUCCCUUACUCGACUUCGCAAUCCACUCUGCCUCCUGCUUCCACUGCUACGAGCGCCGCCCAGACCCCGGCCCAGGCCCGCCUGCCAGACUUGCGCCCACUCCAGCCUCAGGCUUCAUACAACUCUGUGUCGACGCUGCCUAGCUUCGGCGCAUCCGGACUUGUAGGCGCUCAGCCAUACAUGCAGAACCAUGAGUCGGAACCUACCCACGUAGUGGGGUCGCAGGGACGACGUGGCAUCUUGCCUAGUGCCCCGGGUCGUGCAGCUGCUCCUACUCCCGGUACUGCUGCUGCUGCCACGAGCAAGUCAAUGAUUCCAGCAAAAGACGCAGACGGAAAAUUCCCCUGCCCGCACUGCAACAAGACAUAUCUCCACGCCAAACACUUGAAGAGACAUCUAUUGCGCCACACUGGAGACCGACCUUACAUGUGCCAUCUGUGCAAAGAUACCUUCUCGCGUAGUGACAUUCUCAAACGCCAUUUCCAGAAGUGUUCAAUCCGUCGUGGUAACCCUACAGGCGCCAACCAUCUCGCUCACCAGCGCAGAAACACCAACGGGUCCAACCGCAUGUCCAUCAGCAGCACAGAACCAGUAGCUCUUGCCGGUCUCGCAGAAGCUGCGGGUGUGGGUGCUCCUUAUGCUAACGGGUCCAUCUUGAAUGGCGUUACCAACAGUCCUACUGUCAACGGAGAAAGCUCUUCAUACGCAUCGAGCGUGGCAUCCAUGUCCAAUCGUUCGUCUCGUGCUAACAGUCUGAUCCACCCGGGUGCUAUGACUAGUGAUGCCAGAAGCAGCCUCGCAGGCUAUCCCAACGGCGUCCCAUACAGCGGCAUGCGUCCUCAUUCAGCAUCGAACCCCAUGCCGCCAAGCUAUAGCUUUCAGAUGGCCAAUGGCGGUCAGUUUUACCCUACGAAUGUCAAGCCUGAAGAGCAGACACCAAGCGGCUACACCCACCAGCCCCCUCCGAUUAGCGAAAACCGCCAACCCAACAGCGUCCCUGACUGGUCCAUGUUUGCGCCUCAGCAUGCUCACGAUGGCUUCAUGCCACAGUCUCAUCCAAGCCAGCCGCAGAUGCCCGUAAAGACUGAGAGCGGCAUGGAAGGUCACAGCUACAACACGUCGAACGAGCACAGCAACGAGCAGCAGUUCUUUGGGGGUCUCUACUCUCAUCCGUCGGGCUUCGGCGAAGAUUCAGGUGCGCACCACCUGUCUGGUUUCCCAAACUGGAACAUGGAUCUCGUGCAGAGCGAUCCGUUGCAGGCCAAGGCCAGUGCGUUGCUGACGUACGUCCUUUCAAACAGAACAUCCUCAAGCAAUGACGCUUGCGACGAGAUGAGAAAGUGCUUGACUGUUGACAACAUCAAGCACUUCAUCGAGAAAUUCACCAGCUUCCAGGGUCACUGGCCGAUCAUCCACAUGCCCACUUUCGAAAUCCUCAAAGCCAACGAUGGCCUCGUACUAACCAUUAUCUGCAUCGGCGCCGUCUACUCCGAAAAGCGUGAUCUCUACCAAGUCCGGAGAAUGAUGGAGCUUGUCAAAGAUGCUGUCAAGAAUGGCUCAAGAGUCCACAACGUCAUCACGGGUGUCAUGCAAGAAGGCAACCAACCCUUAGGCUCACUUGAAUCCGAUAUUGAGGAGCUCCAAGCUUUGUACAUGCUCAAGGUAUUGUUCUGUUGGCACGGCACACCAAGCCAGCGUGCAAAUGCCAGGGAGAACUUCAACAUCGUUGUUGAGAUUGCCCGACGAAUGGUCAUCUCUCCUGCAGCGCCCGGGCAAGCCACUUAUAGUGUCCUCCACCAGCCUGGUCCCAUAUCACAAGAUGCACUUUCUACCUGGAGCUGGUCUUCCUGGAUUGCGCAAGAGAAACGCAGCAGAGUCGCCUUCACUCUGUUCUUGCUCGAUGCCGCUCUUGUCAUGUACUUCAACAACGAGCCUAAGUUCGAUCCACUCGAGUUCCGUCUGCCAUUACCUUGCGACGACGCUGCUUGGGAGGCUAAGACUGAGCAAGAAUGUCGUGAUGCGCUAGGUCUGAAUGGUCCAUCGAAACUGGUCCAUAACGCUUGUGGCAGUCAGCGACCCCGCCAACCUGACAUGAGAAGUGCUAUGCGAGGUCUGAUGGAGCCCAACUACACGUUUUCGUCGCGAUCCACGAACAUUUACUCCAAGUUUAUUCUCAUCCAUGCGCUUCUUGUUCAGAUUUGCAAGUACCAGCGCUCAAGUUUCUUGCAGAACAUCACAGGCCAAUUUGGACAUGGUGCGACAACAAGCGGCCCUGGUACACCACUUGGACACAACGACUGGAUCGCUUCAGACGGCAAUGGCAAAGCUGGCACUCCCAAUGACAUGCAACAAAUUCAAAACGCGCAAAUCCAGCCUGUUCUCAAAUCCAUCCAACUCGCCAUGAGCAAGUGGAAGUCAAUCUGGGACAUGGACAUCGCUAUCCAAUACCCACAAAACGGCAUCGGUUACCGCCGCUUCGGUUUCUCUCGAGACGGAAUCCACUUUUUCUACCUUGGUCAAUCGUUGUUACGCUCAACGAAAGCUUCGGAGUGGACAGCACCGCCAGAUCUUCGCUUUCUGCAGAUCAUGGGUCUGCUGAAAAAGAUCAAAGGUUUCGUCUCCAAUGAGAACACUCAGGGCGGUCUGGAUACCGGUUCUGUCGGCGACAUUGACGAUACUUAUGGAGUCGGGGACCUUACACUCGACAUGAAACUGCUAUUCAAGCCCAUGGGAGAGGCAGAUAGUCCUAUAGCAGGCGUUCGCACGGAUACGAUACGAUGA